Molecule: messenger RNA, 1867 nt
Organism: Copidosoma floridanum
Lineage: Eukaryota; Metazoa; Arthropoda; Insecta; Hymenoptera; Encyrtidae
Gene: ref(2)P
Product: refractory to sigma P
Biological process (GO): aggrephagy; mitophagy; endosome organization
Cellular component (GO): amphisome; aggresome
Molecular function (GO): zinc ion binding; K63-linked polyubiquitin modification-dependent protein binding; protein kinase C binding
Source: RefSeq, a predicted model, not a curated record
UACUCCGAAAGUGCGCAGUACGCGGGUCUCCCUCUCUCUUCUCUAUUAUAUGGAUAUUUGCUAUAUAACAGAGAGACUUGUCAGAUAGUCGACAGUUCCACUGUCAACUUGCAUCAGCAACGCGUAUAAUAGCAAACAUUUAACUACCGUGCAUAAUAAUACAUAUAGUAAGUGCAAAAAGUAAUAGUCAUCAACAUGGGCGUAAUCGACUACAAAGUGUUUCUGGUCUGGUCUGAAGACCCGGAUCAAAAGACCGAGAUCCAUCGACUUUCCAUGGACAUCAUCAAGAACCCUUUCUCGAAGCUUCAGGAAAAACUCCAGGUCAUAUUCCCCGACACCCACGGCAAACGCUUGGACAUUUCCUGGAAAGAUGGUGAAGGAGAUUGUAUUCGCAUUACCAAUGAUGAGGAGUUGUCUAUAGCGAUCAACGAGAUCAACGAACCGAUACGCAAGCUGUACGUCACCGCGUACCAAAACAACCACAAGACUUUCCCCUCUGCCAGCGAUGCUUCCUCGGUGCCGAAAACUAAGCAUCCGGGUGUUAUUUGCGAUAGCUGUGACAAGCCCGUUAUCGGUUUCCGGUACAAAUGCCUUCAAUGCCCCGAUUACGACUUGUGCAGCAAUUGCGAAAUCAAAAAUUUACACGCCAAACACCUGAUGAUCCGCAUGCCCACACCCCUGCACUUGCGCUCACAUCACGAGAAGCGCAUGUUUUACAUUAUCAACAAGUUCAUGAGAAAAGCCUCGUCUCCCACCUCGGACGAAGAUGAAUCUAAGGAAUGUCCCUUCAAGAACAGAAGGUACAGUAGCACAUCGCACAGCCGUCACUAUGAUCAUGACCCGCAGACCCCAUCUUGGCUGAACACUUUUACGACGUACUUGAAUGACUGGGCCAACUUCCCGGAAUGCCCUAUCAUGGAAAAUGGAAAAAAGGAGUCCGAGCAGGAAAAAAAUCAGGGCAAGUCGGACAAGGGUUCUGCAGCCUCGUCAAGCGAGAAAAAUUCAGAGGAGCCCCACGUCGAAUUAUUGAAGAAUAUUGGCGAAACUAUUUCGCAUUUUUUAGACCCGCUGGGCAUCGACGUGAACGUUCAAGUAAAAACUGAUAAAACCGCGGAAACGAAUAAUUCAACUUCCACUGACAAUCCGGCAUCUAAUAACGCAAAAUCUACCGCCAAUCGCUCCUCUUCCAAGCAAAGUGGAGUAGACCAAGCAAGUGAAUCUGGAUCAAGCACCCCAAGGAGCCAGAAAGGCGAUGCCACUCCUGAUAGAAAGCCUUCAAGUAGUUUUACUAAAGAGCCCUCACCUGCUCAAAAUAGUGAAAGCCAAGGAAAAAAAGAAGAAACCAAAUUGUCCAACGACAAUGAAAAUUUAAAGACUGAUGAUUGGACCUUACUGGACACUGAAAACAUUCCCACUGCUCCUGUUGAAACAUCUGAUGCUGCAAGUAACACUGACGCAAAGAAGCCAAGUACCACCGAGGAUAAACCUACCGAGGGCUCGUCAAUUUAUCCAUCUCUACAAAACGUUACUGAUACAGUUUGGCAUUCCAAUCCCAAAAUACAGCGUGCAGUUGAUGCAAUGAUGCAAAUGGGGUUCACCAAUGAAGGAGGCUGGCUAACUCAACUGUUGGUCUCAAAGAAUGGAGAUAUCAGCAAAGUUUUAGAUGCAUUACAACCUACUCGCAAUUAAAGCAUAAUUCAUUUGUUAUUCAAAAAUUAAAUUAAUACAUACCUAAAGGUCUAUGUGAAUCUGGUAAAACUAUUGGUUGAAGUAUUAUUAUGAGUAAUAGAGUAGAAAAGUUAUUUAAUAGCUCUGUAUUUGCUGGGUAUAUAUGUACAAGUAUAAAUAAAAUAUUGGAAAAAAAGUA